Thamnophis sirtalis is the source of this 1434-nucleotide messenger RNA. The record is from RefSeq and is a predicted model, not a curated record. NCBI's taxonomy places the organism in Eukaryota, Metazoa, Chordata, Lepidosauria, Squamata, Natricidae.
CUCAGCCAUGCGGGGGCCGCUUGAAUUCCAAAGAUGCUGGCUACAUCACUUCACCCGGGUAUCCACAAGACUACCCUUCCCAUCAGAACUGUGAGUGGAUCAUUUACGCCCCGGAACCCAACCAGAAGAUCACGCUCAACUUCAACCCUCACUUUGAAAUUGAGAAACACGAUUGCAAAUAUGAUUUUAUUGAAAUACGGGACGGGGAUAAUGAAAAUGCAGAUCUUCUGGGAAAACACUGUGGAAACAUUGCUCCACCUACAAUCACUUCAUCUGGCCCUUCGGUGUAUAUCAAAUUCACCUCAGAUUAUGCCCGUCAAGGUGCUGGCUUCUCUCUGCGUUAUGAGAUCUACAAGACUGGCUCCGAAGAUUGUUCUAGAAACUUCACCAGUUCAAACGGCACCAUUGAAUCGCCAGGCUUCCCUGAUAAGUAUCCACACAAUUUGGACUGCGCCUUCACUAUCAUGGCCAAGCCGAAAAUGGAGAUCGUCCUUCAGUUUUUAACGUUCGACCUCGAGCAUGACCCUCUGCAAGUCGGAGAGGGAGAUUGUAAAUAUGAUUGGCUGGACAUCUGGGAUGGUAUUCCUCAAGUUGGGCCCUUGAUUGGCAGGUACUGUGGCACUAAAACUCUUUCGGAGAUCCACUCGACUACCGGCAUCCUAUCACUCACAUUCCACACAGAUUUGGCCGUGGCGAAAGAUGGCUUUUCUGCUCGCUAUUAUUUGGUCCAGCAGGAGGCGCCAGAGAGUGGAUCUCCGCUUUCUGACCGUGCUCACAGCCAUUGCUACUCAGGGCGCCAUUUCCAGAGAAACGCAAAAUGGGUACUACGUCCGCUCCUACAAACUGGAGGUCAGCACGAAUGGAGAAGACUGGAUGAUGUACCGGCACGGCAAAAAUCACAAAGUAUUUCAGGCCAACACGGAUGCUUCUGAAGUGGUUCUGAACAAAAUCCAUGCUCCAGUGCUGACUCGGUUUGUGCGAAUCCGUCCCCAGGUUUGGCACAGUGGAAUCGCCCUUCGACUGGAGCUGUACGGCUGCCGAAUUACAGAUUCACCCUGUUCCAGUAUGUUGGGGAUGCUUUCGGGACUUAUCCCCGACUCUCAGAUCUCAGCUUCUUCUACCAGAGAAUAUCACUGGGUUCCUAGCGUGGCACGCCUAGUCAGCAGCCGCUCAGGAUGGUUCCCACGCAUCCCUCAAGCCCAGCCUAGUGAGGAGUGGCUGCAAGUAGAUCUGGGCCUCCCGAAGAAUGUGAAAGGAGUGAUUAUCCAAGGAGCCCGAGGUGGGGACAGCAUCAACGUGGCGGAGGCCCGAGCUUUUGUGAAGAAGUUUAAAGUGGCCUACAGCAUGGAUGGGAAAGAGUGGCAUUCAAUACAAGAUCCCCGGACUAUGCAGCCGAAGGUUGGGCAGAUUAUCCUUGCAGAUUUUAGUCCCUGA